AAAGUAAUUUUGGGGUAGUGCUGGCUUGAGUAAUCUGCAACCAUAUUCUAUAAUGAUACCUUCAGAUUCAGUUACGGAGUAGAAAGUAGACGAAGAUAUGGUGGGAAAUGGGAAAUCCCUCGUUUUACCCUGUACCUGUAGACGCGACAGGGAAAUUGAGAUUGAGUAAUCGAACCAAUUACUUCUUUUGGUGGGUGUACUUUUUGAGGGCGACUGUGCGAGGAAAAGAACAAUCACAGAUUAUGUUAGAUGACAAAAAAGAGACCCAUCACCCAUUGAUCGCAAUCUCUUUAGCAAUAACUUCAUUUUCUUCCUCACAGAUCUAAAUGAAGCUUUCAGUGCUAAAAUCGAAGGGAGAAACCAUCGUCAGCUUUCGUAGAUCAUGUGAAGCACCCCAAAUGGGCAUUUCCCCUCAAGAGUCAAGAACCAGAAGCCACCCACCUCAGAAGCACAAGGAUUCGGUUUGGCGUUUAGCCCACAUCCCCUUCAGAACGUUGAAAUAUAAAGCCUGGCCGGCCAUUUCUAAGGCCGACCCAUUACUUGCAACUUGGUUUUCCUAGUUGUUAGAGUGGCAGAAAGUCCAAGAUAGGAAUAGGAAAGUCUGGUGGUUCAGCUAAAAAUUCUUGACGUCAGGUGGCAAUUGCUUCAGAGGCCAUCUCCACUUCAUUUUCUUGCAUUAUUGAUGAGAUGUCUUGAAUUUGAGUCGGUAUAAUUUGUUGAGCUGGUGAAAGACGGUAUCAAUUGCCCAAGCAAUGGAUGUUAGAUUCUCCUUGCUUCUCUUCGUAGUUUCUCUACCUGCUAUUUUGGCUCAAGACAUAGAACGUGCUAGAAUUAUAAUCAAUGCUAAUGCGAAAGUUUCAGAAACUGACUACAAUUUCAUCUGUGCUACCCUGGAUUGGUGGCCUCAUGAUAAGUGUGAUUACAACCAAUGUCCAUGGGGGUACUCAUCCGUCAUCAAUUUGAAUAUUAACUUUCACAUUCUUUUUGAAAUAGCCUUCCACAAUUUAAGGAUAAGAAUUGGUGGCUCUUUGCAAGACCAAGUAUUAUAUGAUGUCGAAAGCUUGAAAUUCCCUUGCCAUCCAUUUCAAAAGAUAAGCUCAGGGUUAUUUGGUUUUUCAAAGGGAUGUUUACACAUGAAUAGGUGGGAUGAGCUAAACUAUUUAUUCUCCAAGACAGGAGCCAUUGUAACAUUUGGCCUGAAUGCACUUUAUGGGAGGCACAAGAUCGGUAGAAUUCAGUGGGGAGGAAAUUGGGACUACAGUAACGCUCGUGAUUUUAUGAAGUAUACCAUUUCAAAGGGAUAUGUGAUGGAUUCGUGGGAAUUUGGUAAUGAAUUGAGUGGAAGUGGUGUCGGUGCAAGUGUUGCUGCUGACCAGUACGGGAAAGACUUGAUCCAACUUAAGAACAUCAUUGACGAGUUGUACCAAGAUUCCAACUCAAAACCAUCUCUUGUAGCACCUGGAGGAUUUUAUGAGCAGGAUUGGUAUGCAAAACUUCUUCAGGUUUCAGGAUCAAAUGUAGUCAAUAUCGUCACCCAUCAUAUGUAUAACUUGGGUCCAGGUGUUGAUCCCAAUCUAGUGAGUAAGAUAUUGAAUCCUAAUUACUUGAGCAAAGCAUCAGAAACAUUCAGCAAACUUGAUCAAACCAUCCAAACAUAUGGUCCAUGGGCUUCAGCGUGGGUAGGCGAAUCAGGUGGGGCCUACAACAGCGGUGGUCAUCAUGUAUCUAACACAUUCGUCAACAGUUUUUGGUACUUGGAUCAGUUGGGUAUGGCAUCCAAGUACAGAACAAAGGUCUACUGCAGACAAUCAUUAAUUGGUGGAAAUUAUGGUCUCCUAAACACUGGCACAUUUGUGCCGAAUCCAGAUUUUUACAGUGCACUUCUAUGGCAUCGGCUUAUGGGAACGGGUGUUCUUGCUGUCGAGAGCGAUGCAUCUUCCUUUUUGCGCUCUUAUGCUCAUUGCUCGAAAGGAAGAGCUGGCAUAACUGCACUGUUUAUCAAUUUAAGCAACCAGACACGUUUCAUAGUAGGCGUUCGGAACAGCUUAACUAUCCAAGUGAAGAAAAUCCGUGGAGGAAGCUCUUUCAUGGAAGGCAUCAAGAAAACAGUAAGUUGGGUUGGAAACAAAGCAUCAGAUUUGUCCAUAUCAAGAGAGGAAUAUCACUUGACUCCAAAAGAUGGCUACCUUCAAAGCCAAACCAUGGUUCUAAAUGGGGUUCCAUUAGAGCUAACUGAAGAUGGAGAAAUUCCACAACUAAACCCUGUCUUUAAUAAUGUCAAUUCUCCAAUUCUUAUAGCUCCAUUGUCCAUUGCAUUCAUAGUGUUCCCAAAUUUUGAAGCUCCAACCUGCCAAUGAUCUGUUUUCAAACAGCAGUAAAGGCUUCAUUUCUCUUUUAUUUGUUGCACAGUUUUCAAGUUUGUAUUAUCAAGUUUUAAGUUGAUGCAUGAUAUAUGCCAAUGUAAAUGCCUCUUUAUUUGCWAUGGGAAAAAAGGGCGACUUCGGUUUGGUCGGUU
Messenger RNA from Momordica charantia (bitter melon), 2515 nucleotides. The record is from RefSeq and is a predicted model, not a curated record. Lineage: Eukaryota; Viridiplantae; Streptophyta; Magnoliopsida; Cucurbitales; Cucurbitaceae.